GCUCUGGUUACGUAGCAAGAAGGGAAGUUAGCCUGGUCGCGCCUGGGCUCAGCUUCUGGGCAGUGGUGGGACAGUAGCUCUGGCUUGAGGCCACACCAGAGCUCCAGGAAGAUGUUACCGAGUACUGCAAUGAAUUCCUCGAUGCACGGGAAUGGAGUCUUGAGUUCCAGGGAUGCAGCAAGACACACGGCUGGAGCAAAGCGCUACAAAUACCUCAGAAGGCUUUUUCGUUUUCGGCAGAUGGAUUUUGAGUUUGCUGCCUGGCAGAUGCUCUACCUGUUCACUUCCCCACAGAGAGUUUAUAGAAACUUUCAUUACAGGAAGCAGACAAAGGACCAGUGGGCCAGAGAUGAUCCUGCUUUCUUGGUCCUGUUAAGUAUCUGGCUCUGUGUGUCCACUAUAGGAUUUGGUUUUGUGCUGGACAUGGGAUUUUUUGAAACAAUAAAACUUCUCCUGUGGGUAGUAUUCAUAGACUGUGUGGGCGUUGGCCUUCUGAUAUCAACCUUAAUGUGGUUCAUCUCUAAUAAGUACCUGGUAAAACGCCAGAGCAGGGACUACGAUGUGGAGUGGGGUUAUGCCUUUGAUGUGCACCUGAAUGCUUUCUACCCACUCCUAGUCAUCCUGCAUUUUAUCCAGCUGUUCUUCAUCAACCAUGUUAUCCUGACAGACACAUUUAUUGGCUAUUUAGUUGGAAAUACUUUAUGGUUGGUUGCAGUUGGCUACUACAUCUACGUGACCUUCCUGGGAUACAGCGCACUGCCAUUUUUGAAAAACACAGUGAUUCUUCUCUACCCCUUCGCACCGCUCAUUCUGCUGUACGGGCUGUCGCUCGCGCUGGGGUGGAACUUUACCCAUGCUCUGUGCUCUUUCUACAAGUACAGAGUGAAGUAAGCGAAAGCCCGGCUGUGGUGUUCCUGUAAAACCUGUAAAUAGGCCAUCUCUGUAGAUAUCUUAAAGGUGUAAAGUUUACAGUUUGAGGAGAUAUAUGUUAACACUGUUGAUAAGUGCAUUCCUUGAAACUAAUGUACAUUUCUGUAAUAAAUAUUUUUUAAACUACAGUCUGCAUAUUUGUAGCAUUUAUAGUCACAGAGCUGUAUUUAAAUGCUAAGGGCCUGAAGAAAUAGAAACGGGAAGCCUUUUACUAUUCUGAGAGAAUGUGGUAAGUCACCCACCUGUUACUGACCACCUGCCAAGUCUCCCCAUUUCUACAAGGGGGUUAAGGGCCCUCAGCUUCCCGCCAUACCCUACAGGGUAGCUCACAGGAGGCCCUGACCUGAACAGCAUUUUUUGUGGGGGAAAAAAUCAACAAAAAGGGCCCCCCUCACGUACACUGGAGCAGUGCGGCUGAUGGAUCGGCCUGUGCAUGGUAGUGCAGUGCUGACAGUCACUGUCUCAACAGAGCUUUUCUUCUAAAGACUUCCCAGAAUUCAACCAGAACUCAAAGAACCUACUCUUCUUUAUAACUGAAAAUAAAUCAACUAUUAUAUCAAUUCUAAGCAAUUAAAAAAAAA
Octodon degus (degu) is the source of this 1511-nucleotide messenger RNA. RefSeq names its product unc-50 inner nuclear membrane RNA binding protein (gene Unc50). Gene Ontology annotation, cellular component: Golgi membrane. The transcript is spliced from 6 exons. Lineage: Eukaryota; Metazoa; Chordata; Mammalia; Rodentia; Octodontidae. The coding region runs from base 112 to 891 and encodes 259 amino acids. The record is from RefSeq and is a predicted model, not a curated record.